AUGCAGAUCGAUUGCAGAAUCACUCCGGUUUUUGCUCCGAUUUCCAGAGGAAUUUCACAUUUAUCGAUCGAAUCGUCGAUUAAUGUAUCUGACCACUGUUCGCUUGUCGAACUCUUUCAGUCUAUCAAGCAAAAGGAGAAUUCUGUUGCGGAACAAUUGUUACCAAUAGGUUUGACAAAUAAAGAUCAAUUGCUCGAUUUCACUUCGAAUGAAACAUUCUCAUCAACAUCAUUGAUUCGUCUAUUUCAAUGUACAAAUGAUACUACCGAAACCAAACAAUCAUCAAUUUUUCGCAACUUAUUUCAACAAAUUUCCAAUCGAAAUACUGUUCACGUAGAACACAAUGGAGAACAUGCUAUUUCAGGGUUAUAUCACGCGAUGAAAUCCAUUUGCCAUCCUGAACAUUUUCAAAACUGUCUAUUCAUUCAUAUAUACAAAACAACUGAUCAAAAUAUCAGUCAAAUUAUUUCGUUGAACAACGAUGAGAAUCAGGUGACAUUGGACGCAGUACAAAAUAUCGUACGAGAUACAUUAAAACAAGAAUCCAUCAACAAUGUCAUCUUUAUUCAACAGGGAGCUGAAAUAAGGGAUCAUGAACUAGUUCUACAACAAAAUUAUCCAUUUAUCACUGUGAUUGAUUGUCCAUCGGAGAGAGAACUCAAUGAAAUAUCAUCUCCUAUGAUUGAUUUAUGUUUUUACGAACUGCUCAUACGCCUCAGUAUUUAUUCAAUACUAUUUACUCAAGAAAAUCAGACGAAUUUACAGCGUUUUUUCAGCUAUUGUGAUCAAGAUAAAUCCUUUACUUUCAAAACUCGUGAGUUAGAAAUCGCUCUACUAACUCUCAUUCAAUUAUUCAACCAACAACUAAAUAACAAAGACUUACAUUUAAAUUAUUACGAUCUAAUAAUCCCUUCGUCAUUGACUCGAACUGUAAAUUACUAUCAAAGUGCACUUUUAUUUGGUGAUAUUCUUUUUGAAUAUGUGCGUACAACUCAAUUACCUUUGAUCAAUCGUAACAAUGAUUCGAAUCGAAAUAUCGAAGAGAAACUAUCUGAAUUUAUGUCACAUUUCUUGAAAUGCUUGGAUAAAACAUUGAAGAUGUCUAUUCUAAUCAAUCCUCGACAAACAGAAACUCAAACAGCUACUAUGCUAUGUCGAAACACAUGGAUUUAUUUGUUAAAAAUCAUUUUCUCGCCAAUUCUAAUUUUCGCAACUAUUGCACAAUGUAUAGAUGAAAUCUACAGACGAAUCCGAAAGAAGCAAUUCUCCCCAGAGUCAAUUUGGUCCGACCUAAUGGUCUAUUUCUGUUCGAUUUGUCUCAUUGUUUCGAUCUCGAACAUAAUUAUUUAUUAUUCUCGUCAUAUUGUAUCGACAAAUGCAAAUCAAAUGGAAAUUUAUUGGCCCUUGUUAUUAAUUAUUUCGUUAUUGACUAUUCUUCAUGUUUAUCAGACAUCUUCCUUUCAUCGGAAGACAUUUCGAAACAAAAAUAUCCUUAAGAAUACGUAUAUCGAUGCUCAUUUGCAAAUUUUAGAGAUUAAAUCAACACCAAAUACCACGAAAUUAUCAACAUUUUUCGUCGCUGAUACUUCAGAUACUCGUUUUUAUGAAAUCAUCGAUCGAAAAAUCACUGAUUUUCAUCCCACACUACUUCAGAAAUCGAUCACACAAUCAAUAUUGAACUCAUCUGAAAAACCUAAUUCAAAUUUAUUUUACUUUGUAGUUUCAAUUUUAUUACUCAUUACUUUUGUUCCAUUAGUUAUUAUCCAUCCAUUGAUUCCAAGUUUUUACCGUAUUUUUCGUCUCAAUAUGUCAUUUAUUCACACAUCAUGGGAUAUCCAAUUGAUUCAAUAUUCUUAUAUGAUAAUUUCAUUCAUUUUCUAUACUCUUUUAGUUUUUUUGAUGAUGAGAAGUAUAUCAGAGUAUCUUAAGGUUUUAUAUAACCUUCGUAUACUAUUAUCAAGUACUGAUCUGAAGAAACAAGUCGAUUUUGAAUGCGAAUUUUAUUUAAAUCUACGUCGAAGUGAAAAUUUGGAAUAUUUCGUUCAUUUAUUUCAGCGAACCAUUCGAAAUAUUGAUAAGAAUCAUACUUUAAUAACAACAAUGACUUGCGCUUUGCUUAUCGAUGUGAUUCUUAUCCUGAUUGCAGUCAUUCGAGUUUUUGUUUACGGUCGUUCGACGGAUUUAUUGACAAUCUGGUGUCUUAUUGAUAUCGUUUUUUUAUCAUUCUUUAUCAUGUUAUUUAUCAGUGUCGUUGUCUUGAUUAACAAAUCAAUUAAUUACGAUUUUAUUCGACAUUUAAGAAAUUUGAAAAAAGAUGUGGUAACAUCAAAUAUUUUACAUCCAGAAGAAAACGUGAAUUAUGAUUAUUUGGAUAUAAUUAUCGAACAUAUCGAAUCUGUUACUGACCAAUAUUCUGUUAAACUACUCGGAUUUGUUGUUGAUUAUUCUUUAGCUUUGAAAAUUUUUAUUUCAAUCGUGACUGGAAUUGCUUCGGCUAUCGCUUCUCUCGUACAACAAUAG
Messenger RNA from Adineta ricciae, 2520 nucleotides. The record is from the annotation of a GenBank genome assembly. Lineage: Eukaryota; Metazoa; Rotifera; Eurotatoria; Adinetida; Adinetidae.